This is a messenger RNA of Lachancea dasiensis, 2928 nucleotides long. Lineage: Eukaryota; Fungi; Ascomycota; Saccharomycetes; Saccharomycetales; Saccharomycetaceae. The record is from the annotation of a GenBank genome assembly.
AUGCUUUCUCGCGCUGUGAAGAGAGCACCUCUUAGACGCUUUUAUGCAUCUCAGCUAAGGGUUGUUAAACUGACCUCCAGCUGGGCCCUCAGGCCCAGUUCAAAGUCUCUUUAUCACACCCUGUCUGGCACAAAAGUCGCCAAAACCAUUAGAGAUGAAGCAUUUCGCGAGAUUCAACAAAUAAGAUUGAGUGUCCCUACUUUCACACCAACUUUGAAGAUUUAUCAAGUUGGCGCCAGACCUGACUCGUCCGCAUACGUGCGUAUGAAGCUGAAGGCCUCCAAAGAGAGUGGUGUCUAUUGUGACGUGGAGAAACUCCCUGAGAACAUCACAGAAGUUGAGCUUCUCAACAAGAUUGAAGAGGUCAAUAACAAUGACGCGAUUCAUGGGCUGUUAAUCCAGCUGCCACUGCCAAAACACUUGGACGAGACAAAAAUCACCAACUCCGUACUUCACACCAAAGAUGUGGACGGUUUUCACCGCUAUAACGCUGGCGAACUUUCCAAAAAGGGAGGAGAGCCUAUGUUUAUCCCCUGCACUCCCAAUGGAUGCAUAAGACUACUGAAAGAGGCAGGUAUUAACAUGCGGGGUAAGAACGCCGUUGUACUGGGUCGUUCUGACAUCGUGGGGACCCCGGUGUCAUCUUUGUUGAAAAACUUGGAUGCUACAGUCACUGUGUGCCAUAGUCACACCGCCAACUUACCCGACAUCUUGUCUCAGGCCGACGUGGUGGUGGCCGCCUGUGGGAGAGCCAACUACGUUAAGGGUGAAUGGCUAAAGGAAGGUGCCGUUGUUAUCGACGUAGGUAUUAACUACAUUCCUGACUCUUCCAAGAAAUCUGGUCAAAAAUUGGUUGGUGAUGUGGACUUCGAAUCGGCUAAAAACAAGGCUUCCUUUAUCACUCCCGUGCCUGGAGGAGUCGGUCCUAUGACUGUUGCGAUGUUGGUUCAAAAUGUUCUGCUAGCUGCCAAAAGACAGCUCUCAGAGUCAAACAAACUGCCAAACAUAUCUCCUCUUCCAGUAAAGCUUCUAGAUCCUGUACCUUCUGACAUUGCUAUAUCCAGAGCACAAACCCCUAAGAACAUAAGCGUCGUCGCGGAAGAACUCGGUAUCCACAGCAGUGAGCUUGAACUUUUUGGUCACUACAAGGCAAAAAUCUCUCCAUCUAUCUUGGAGAGAUUGGAAAAGAACGAGAACGGUAAGUAUGUUUUGGUAGCAGGUAUUACUCCGACCCCAUUGGGUGAAGGUAAGUCCACAACUACCAUGGGUUUGGUUCAAGCUCUAACUGCUCACCUUGGCAAGCCCUCCGUUGCCAACGUACGCCAACCCUCAAUGGGUCCUACGUUUGGUGUCAAGGGCGGGGCAGCUGGUGGUGGUUACGCUCAAGUGAUACCGAUGGAUGAGUUCAACAUGCACUUGACUGGUGAUAUACACGCGAUAUCCGCUGCAAACAACCUUCUAGCUGCUGCUAUCGACACCCGUAUGUUCCACGAGAGUACUCAGAAGAAGGACGCAACUUUUUAUAACAGACUUGUACCAAAAAAGAAGGGAAAACGUACUUUCACCAAGUCCAUGCUAAAACGCUUAGAAAAGCUCGGUAUUGAAAAAACUAAUCCUGAUGAGCUGACUCCAGACGAGAUCAAAAAGUUCGCCCGUUUAGACAUCGACCCGGAGACGAUUACGAUCAAGAGGGUGGUCGAUGUUAAUGAUCGGAUGUUGCGUCAAAUUACUAUUGGGGAAGCUCCAACUGAAAAAGGAUUUACCAGGUCAACAGGUUUUGACAUCACUGUUGCCUCCGAACUUAUGGCGAUCCUUGCGCUUUCAAGAGAUCUCAAGGAUAUGAGACAGAGAGUAGGCCGUAUUGUAGUCGGUGCUAACCAGAAUGAGGACCCCGUCACCGUCGAGGACGUUGGUUGUGCAGGGGCCGUCACUGCUCUGCUCAAAGACGCUAUAAAACCGAAUCUGAUGCAAUCUUUGGAAGGAACUCCUGUUAUGGUUCACGCAGGACCGUUUGCCAACAUAUCAAUUGGCGCUUCGUCCGUCAUUGCGGAUAGAGUAGCUCUAAAAUUGGUCGGCAAACCAAAAGCUGCUGGUCCUGAAAUUGAGAGCGGUUACGUUGUCACCGAAGCUGGUUUUGACUUCACGAUGGGCGGAGAGCGUUUCUUUAACAUUAAAUGCCGCUCUUCAGGCUUAUCUCCCAAUGCAGUUGUGUUAGUUGCAACGGUGAGAGCGCUCAAACUUCAUGGAGGCGCUCCAGACGUCAAGCCCGGCCAAUCGCUGCCAGCAGAGUACACUCAAGAAAAUGUCGAACUUGUUACUAAAGGUGCGGCGAACUUGUGCAAGCAAAUCUCGAAUGCCAAGCAAUUCGGUGUUCCAGUUGUUGUGGCGAUAAAUAAGUUCGAAACAGAUAGUGAUGCCGAGGUCGAGGCAAUCAGAAAGGCUGCCAAAGGAGCCGGCGCUUACGAUGCUGUUGCCACGAACCACUGGGCCGAAGGUGGUAAGGGUGCCGUCGACUUAGCCGAAGCUGUUGUUCAAGCUACUGAGCAGCCGUCGGACUUCAAAUUUCUCUACGAUGUGGAUCAACCCGUAGAAGACAAAUUAACAACUAUUGUGCAGAAAAUGUACGGCGGUGCAGGUGUAGAGAUCUCUCCAUUGGCUCAGAAAAAGAUUGACAUGUACAGAGAGCAAGGAUUUGGCAAAUUGCCGAUUUGUAUUGCCAAAACACAAUAUUCCUUGUCCCACGAUGCUUCAUUGAAAAAUGUUCCUACGGGCUUUACCUUCCCCAUCCGCGAUGUCAGAGCAUCCAUCGGCGCGGGUUAUCUAUACGCUCUAGCGGCCGAGAUCCAAACAAUCCCAGGCCUCUCAACAUAUGCGGGAUACAUGAACGUCGAGAUUAACGAGGACGGUGAAAUUGAUGGCUUGUUUUGA